AUGAAGUUCAACAGCGCUUUGAGUGUUGCUGGAGUCACACUUCUCUACAUAACAAGUUCCCUCUGCCAGCUAAAUGUAUGUGGUAAAGCCCCCCUCAAUAACAGGAUUUACGGAGGGGGGGAUGCGAAAGCAGGGAGUUGGCCGUGGCUGGUCAGCAUUCAUGUCAACGGCUUGAGCCAUAACUGUGGUGGGACUCUCAUUACUAAAGAUUGGGUUUUAUCUGCAGCUCACUGCUUCAAGACAUCCAGUGUGUCUGACACUGUGAUGUACUUCGGUCGCCUGAGACAAUCCGGCUCAAACCCUCACGAGACGUUCAGGAGAGCGAGUCGAAUCAUCAUCCAUCCUAAAUACGUCGGUGCUCCUUAUGACAACGAUAUAGCACUGAUCCAGCUCUCCUCCUCUGUGACUUUCUCUAAAUACAUUCGGCCAGUCUGUCUGGCAGCGGAUGGGAGUACAUUUGGUGCAAGUACAGAGAGCUGGGUCACUGGAUGGGGCAGAAAAACAGAUGGAGGCACAGGGUCUAACAUACUGCAAGAAGUGAAGAUGACAGUUGUGACCAACCGUUACUGUAAUUUUCUUUAUGGAGGGAUAAUCACAAGCAAUAUGAUUUGUGCUGGGCAAGGGAAAAGUGCAUGUCAAGGAGACUCUGGAGGUCCAAUGGUCAGUAGGAACGGUUCCCUGUGGAUUCAGUCCGGCAUUAUGAGUUUUUUAGUACGCCCGUGUGAUAAACCCAGAUAUCCCAGUGGGUUCAUCAGGGUUUCAAAGUACCAGGACUGGAUCAAUUCUUACACGGGCAGCAACCCACCUGGAUUUGUUUUAUUCAAUGCAGCAUCCUCCAACCUGCUCUUAUCCCCCCCUUUCUCUCAUAUUCUCCAUCAUUCCUUUCACCUUCUCCAGCUUUCUUGCUUCUUAAAGAGGACAGUUCUGCUGUACAUGUUCUAUGAGAAAAGAGCCUUUGUAUUGUUGUAUUUGCCAUGUAUUCUUUAUUACUCAAUAAAUGUACUAUUCUGCAAAAGCAUUCUUUUUGAUAUUGUAAAAACAUACACUAAUAAAGUUCUGCAUGUUUCUGUGCUCUGA
Molecule: messenger RNA, 1077 nt
Organism: Labeo rohita (rohu)
Lineage: Eukaryota; Metazoa; Chordata; Actinopteri; Cypriniformes; Cyprinidae
Product: chymotrypsin-like protease CTRL-1
Exons: 6
Coding region: 1-1077 (358 amino acids)
Biological process (GO): proteolysis
Molecular function (GO): serine-type endopeptidase activity
Source: RefSeq, a predicted model, not a curated record